UUCCGUCCUGGACUCUAUUGCUGGCCGGUCUUCUCGCCCACCCACCCUCCUCCCUCCUCGUUUCUCCGUCGUUGCCCGUUAAGACCCCAACUACUCAACUCGCCCACACACCUACCACUACCCCCCCCCGCUGUACCCUCAUGCAUCUCCUCUUCGUCUACCUGUCACUAUUCUCCUCUGCCCUUGUCCUCUGAACGCAACUUCCUUCAAUCCCUCUUCUCCCCCUCCCCCCAACCCGCUCCUGCACGUCGCAACUCGCCCGCUUCUCGUUCCUCACCCGCUUCUGCUUACACCAACCAACUCGCCAAACCAAACAUCCCCUCCUACCAAAAACCUACUUCCGCUUGAUCUCUAUCCUACCUACCUACCUCACCCGUUACAACUACCCUCUUCUUCGGAAUGGUCUCCCCGCGCCGCCGAUCAUCUCGGGCGCGGUCUACUACCCACCAGAUUGCAGCAUCCUCCUCAUCAUCGUCCUCCUCCUCUCGGAACCGCAUCAGCAGACACCGUCCCGACGAAGACACGCUCGUAGACCUGGACUCCACCUUCCAGCGAGUCCCCGAUGCCGACAUCGACGAAGCCAACGACGAUUCACACACGGCCGAGAGUGUCGUCGACGAAGCGAUGGAGGAUGCUGGCGACGCCGAGGACGAGAUUACGCGCUGCAUCUGCGGUUUUCAAGAGUACCAAGGCGGUGACGACGAGACGGACACCGACGGACUCUUCAUCCAGUGCGAUCAGUGUAAGGUAUGGCAGCACGGCUUCUGCGUCGGCAUCACGGACAACGAAUCCACUCCGGAAAACUACUACUGUGAAAAAUGCAAGCCCGAAUUGCACAGGGAGGGCUUCAACAAAGCUGGCCACAAGACUUCAGUUUACCUACCCGCCCAAGAAGAACCCCCGAAGCCGACAGCGAAGGAAGUUAGUCACAAGCGAAGGACCACCAUGAACUCUCGAGAUGCUGAGUACGACGACGAGGUUCUGAAGAGAAUGCUAGAAGUAAGCAAGCACGAGACAAAAACGAAUGGGGAUUCGGGUUCCCGUAGGGGACGGAAACGUGGUUCAAGUGAGGGGUCUGACGAGAUGAAAGAUCCGAAACGGUCCCGUCAUUCCGAUACUCCGGAAUCCCAAUCGAACGCGAUCGUCGAUUCGAGCGAUGAGAAGCCGGCGAAGGGCCCCGUGAAUCCACCUCCCUCAGCUCGUAAGGCUCGGGCUGCUGCCAACCGAAAUGCGAGCUCCAACAAUGUUACGUCGGCCAAGAGGACCUCUACUAGAAACCGAGGAGGCAUCGAGAAGUUUGAGCCUCGGAAAGAUGAUUCGGAACAUUCGGAUGAUUACGCGCCUCGCAAGAACAGUCGAUCCACUCACCGAAGCGUUGUCGAAGAGCCGGUAGAACCCACACCCGUCGUUCAGGCCGAGCCUGUAGUACCGGACACACCGCAACAGACCACGAAACGAGCUGCCCGCAACAGCAACAUCAACGGCGGACGUCGAAGAAACGGACGGCACACGCGCCAAUCGGAAGAUCCGCACGAGACGGGCGUGCCAAUGGCUCGUGCCGAGUCGUCGACGAGCCACGUCAAGCACGACAACACUGCCAGCGUGCUCGAAAAGCCCACAAAACCGAGACUACCUGCCGCCCGCAUCACCAUGAACGAGAUGAAGAAGCGUGUCAACAGCAUCUCGGAGUACAUCACGCGCACACAGGUCGAGAUGGCCAACACGCGUCAAUCCGACAUCUACGCGUACCUUGCAUGGAUGGAGGAGCAGGGUACACCCGUCAGCAAGAGCAAGAGCUCGACUGCCACUCCCAAGAGCGCGAGUCCGAGAUCUGCCACCGCGUCGUCGAAUACUGUCAGCGAUCCGAGCAUCCCCAAGAUCCAGAUCAAUGGUGGUGGUGGGACCAGUAAGGUCCUCGACAAGGCGGCAGAAGCGCUCUCGGCGAACGCCAAUGCUCUCGAGAUCAUGGAGUUGCUGUCGACAAAGAUAAAUCGAUGGCAGCAGAAUCACGGCGAAGUAUUGUAGUGUGCAUUCAUUCCGCGUUUUCCUUACUUUGUAUAGUUGGUUGGCGGGUUGGGUUUCUCUGGCGCUACAGGCUUCUCGUUCUAUCUCUUG
Molecule: messenger RNA, 2115 nt
Organism: Tricharina praecox
Lineage: Eukaryota; Fungi; Ascomycota; Pezizomycetes; Pezizales; Pyronemataceae
Exons: 4
Coding region: 400-2025 (541 amino acids)
Biological process (GO): negative regulation of rDNA heterochromatin formation; negative regulation of silent mating-type cassette heterochromatin formation
Cellular component (GO): Rpd3L-Expanded complex; Rpd3L complex
Source: RefSeq, a predicted model, not a curated record